Molecule: messenger RNA, 1275 nt
Organism: Durusdinium trenchii
Lineage: Eukaryota; Dinophyceae; Suessiales; Symbiodiniaceae
Source: the annotation of a GenBank genome assembly
AUGAAGGCCGUGCCCAUCAUCCUCAUUGAAGGCCGUGAAGGCCGACGCCGCCGAAAGCAAGCAGUCAGUGUGAAGUGGGAGUCCUUUGCCUCUUCGUUGAUCGUCCUUUGCCGCGAGAACAACCAGAAGUCCCCGCAAUCCUGCUUGGUGGUGCCCUUGGUAUGUGGGACAUGCCUUGACAGCGGCAUCCCGCCCUCUGAGCGGAAGAACCUGGAGAAUGCAAAUGGUGACUCCUAUCCUCUUGGCAUCUUCGUUCCGGAUUGGGCUGCAUCAUGGGCAGCCAAUGUUCUGGUGGCAACAAUCGUUGAGGAGAUUUUUGGCUACAACGUGAGCCUUGUGAAGGGCACCGGCACCGUGAGUGGCUUCUAUGCCGUCAGCGGCUGUGUGGAUCCGACCGCGGUGGGCGAUCCUGGCUGUGGCUCAGGAAAUGUCACCAAACAUCACAUUGUGAUGGAGGCUUGGACAGCUGGCUACCCUUUGGUGUGGGAGACGCUUCAGAACGAAUACGCAGGUGUUGCAGCGAAGAACUUGGGAAACAUGGGAUAUGAGGGUCUCACCUCGACCUUCAUUCCGAAGCCCGUGCAACAGGAAGCAUACCGGACGCAGGGAAUGGCCUUGCAAUACUUCAAGUACUGGAAUGCCUCUUGGUACCAGCCUUCCAAAUACUUUGAGUCCAUCUCAGUGAUUCCCUCUGGGCUGACCAAACUCUGCAGCGACUCGACGUCUGUGAUGACUGAUGAUGCAACCAUGCGGAGGCACAUCGUCUUCACAGGAGAUGUUGAUGGCUUGGUCUAUGACAGCACUUCUGAUUCAUAUUCAGCACGCUGUGAUGAUGGUCAUUGGUGGCUUUCACCUUCUUGCCGAUCGAACUCUACACUUUGCGUUCCCUUCAUCACUGGGGGUGUUGGUUGGGGCAUUGAAGAGCUGAUGCAGAAAUCGACCAAAUGGAACAUGCCCAUGGCCCUUGGUGUGGCAGCAUCCUGGAGCGCUUACACGGAGUUUCCCUUUCUGCAUCCGAAAUCUCACUUCUAUUGGUGGAUCCCAGAUCCCACCUUUCUGGAACUGGAGCCGCUUCAGGUGAUCUAUCCACCAACCGACCGAAGAGCUUACAGCAGUGGUGACAUGUCGACUGCAGCAAGUGGCAUUUCUGUUGACAAGCACGUCAGCCGAGACUUGAGCGUUCUGGCACCCAAUGUUGAGAAUUUUGUGAGCAACAUUUUGGUGACCAUGGCGCAAAUGAAUGCGAUUCUCCUCGACCAAAAAAAAUACAUCUGA